AUGUUAAUGUUAAAACAAAAUCACCAACAUCAUUUAACAAAAAACAUUUUUAACUUCGUAGUAUGUCCUGACGAGUCCUUUUACUUCCAGAGUAGUCGAGGAACGACUCCUUUCUUGUUCCGUGUUGGAGGCAGAAGGAAAACUUCACCUGCACUGACCGUAAUAACAACAGCAGCUACGACUACCGCACCAAAGACCAGCUCCAGGCCGACUAAAAUCACACGCAGAAAAUACCCACUACAAACCUUCAAACCAUUAGAAAGUCAAGAAACCACUACAAAAACUUCUAGAACGGCAGACAAUCGUUAUCGCUUUGUUUCAAGAAAACCAUUUGCGCGUACUACCACCCCUAAAAUUAGCAUAAAAGAAGCACCAGAUCAAGACAAAGAAUCCAGUAAUCAACAAUCUUUAGAAGAAAAUUUUGAAGGCAGCGACACCACUGAACUCAGCGAUAUCGCAAUCGCACUUCAAGAGAUUCAGCAAGCUCCUAUACCAAAACCCACAACAGUACGAAUCCCAUCUAAAAAAACCAAGACUACUCGAGGUCCACUUAGAUCGAAAACGAAAUUUUCCACUCCAUCGCCUCUACCGUUAACAACAAACAAAUUCAUCGUCCGUAAAGUCAGACCUCAGGCAUUUGAAAAAAUCAACCCAUCGGUUACAGUUUCCACAUACCGUCCAUUAAGCGAGUAUGAUUAUUACGAUGAUGAACAAAUGAGUAUUUUGGGUCGAAUACCAGAAAACAGUAAAGUUCUGUUACAUAGCAAUGGGGUUAUCGAGUGUCUGGAUCAAGGAAACUUUCCGCAUCCAGUUUCUUGUAAGAAGUUUAUUUAUUGUGCCAAAAUGGAAAAUGGUAAUGUACUGGGCUGGGAAUACACCUGUCCUACAAAUUUAAGUUUUGAUCCAAUCGGGGGUAUUUGUAAUUGGUCUGCAGGAUUAGGGUGUCAUGAAUCAUAGGAAAUAAAUAUGGGCAUACAAAGUCAUCCCUGCUUUAAAUGUUAAACAAAAAUAGUGCUCACAACAAAAAAAUACAAAAUAAUUCAUUGUUAAAUCAUUUCAAAUGUUAGGAAAUUCUCAGAACAACAGUAUACAGGUGCUUCAUAUACGAUUCGCAGCUACUUACAAUAUUUUAAUUACAGAUUGGAGAUUGAGAUAUUUUUUGUUCUUACUAACUAAAAAAAAAAGAUUAAGUUGUGGAUAUAAAGAAUAAGAAAUUCAGAAUGUGUUUUUUUGGAUCUUUCAGUAUUAUAAAUCUGGUAGUUUUGUGACACUAAAGCUUUCAAGAUUUCUGAAUAUGAA
Zophobas morio is the source of this 1299-nucleotide messenger RNA. RefSeq lists its product as uncharacterized. The coding region runs from base 1 to 957 and encodes 318 amino acids. The transcript has 4 exons. Gene Ontology annotation, cellular component: extracellular region. Lineage: Eukaryota; Metazoa; Arthropoda; Insecta; Coleoptera; Tenebrionidae. Gene Ontology annotation, molecular function: chitin binding. The record is from RefSeq and is a predicted model, not a curated record.